AUGAUGAAUAAUUCGACAGCUCUUCAAACGGUUCUACCCCUCCGCCACGAUACUUAUCUCGUUGAUGAGAAAGACAGCGAGCUCGUCGGAAGGCUCGUGAGGAUCUACAGAACUUACGCGUUCUCUCUUUCUAGUCUAGAGCAGCAAGAUUUUCGACAGAUGAUCAGAAAGCGAGAGUAUAAACGCGGCGAUGGGCGUCCUGACCCAAGCGAUAUUGUUCUACAUCACGUAUACAGUGGGAUGUACCACAGAAAGAAAAGGUGCUGGAUGGGUGACAAAGUUACAUUUACAAAGUGGGCACUUCUAGCGACGUUGUAUUCCGCAGAGAGCCUGGCUGAGCUUGCCAAGGUUGUCACGAAAUUGGGCAUUGACCGGCAGCCAUGCUGGCAGAAAUACGCCGAUCAUCACGAUGGUGAUGAUGAGAAAGGUGACGACAAUCUGGGGCCGUUAGAACUGCCCAACGCUGCCGAGCUGGCAUCAGUUUGUACAAAGAGGGUUCGAAUUUCUGCUGGUCCUCCGAGAGCAGCGAGCGGCAGCGACACUGACGAAGCUCUCUCCGUUUCCAAUGGCGCGGAAAUGCAGCCGCCAUCCCGGUAUUUAUUGAACAUCGAGCAGCAGGAUGUUGAGAAUCAUGAAGAUGGAAUAAGCGGCCGGAUAUCAAGCGACACUUCACACGGAGAGCUCGAAAGAAGGGUAUACCACCGAAAACACAGGCUUACAGAGACUGACCUGACAUUACCGCAACCUGCGUCAAAACGGAGAGACUGCCACUCCGACAUCUCGCAUGGGGUCAAUGCGAGCGUCUGUUCACUUAGUCGGACUGCCAGCCCUAAGCCAAACAACUAUGAGUUGCCGCUGGAUAGCGACGAUGCAGCCCUAAUUUGGCAAGAAAUAACCCGGCUGCAUCAAUGCUUAGGCUCUAUUACAGCAGACAACAUCGCUCUGCGUAAGAUAGUAGACGCAUCAGAAGCAAACAGCAUCGCUCUGCAUAAGAAAGUAGACGCAUUGGAAGCAAAAACAAAUGCACAGGACGUCGAUGAAGCUUUAUUGCAGGACGCUUUGGCUCGUGAGCGUGAACAAAAUUGUCUACUGCUUCAAAGAGUGCACAAAUUGGAGGAGUCGCACAAGUCGUACUCUCCGAUUAUGGACAAAAUCUAUCAAAAGAUACUUGAGUAUACCAUAAGGACUGAUGAGCUUGCCAGAAAUCAUCAAAAAAGGGACGAAGCGCUUCUCAAAACCCAGACAGACGUCGAGGAGUGCCGGGGGGAGCGUGGAAGAGUGCCAGGCGGGCGUUGA
This is a messenger RNA of Beauveria bassiana ARSEF 2860, 1296 nucleotides long. RefSeq lists its product as uncharacterized. The transcript has a single exon. The record is from RefSeq and is a predicted model, not a curated record. NCBI's taxonomy places the organism in Eukaryota, Fungi, Ascomycota, Sordariomycetes, Hypocreales, Cordycipitaceae. The coding region runs from base 1 to 1296 and encodes 431 amino acids.